Messenger RNA from Rotaria sp. Silwood2, 280 nucleotides. NCBI's taxonomy places the organism in Eukaryota, Metazoa, Rotifera, Eurotatoria, Philodinida, Philodinidae. The record is from the annotation of a GenBank genome assembly.
AACUGAUUUAUGGACUGAUCGUGUGAGCGAUAUCGAUCUUGAAACCUUUCAAGUUGAUGAUGAUAUUCUUCUUCAACAUACUUAUGUCAUCUUAAGAGGUCUAGAAAAGAAACAACAGACAAAUAAUAAGUCACAACAACAACAACAAAUAGCAGAUAUUCAAAGUAGAGAAGGUCAACAACAAAAAGUUCAAACAUGGUUUGAUGUAACAACUAGAUCGGCAACAACGCCCAAAGUGGUUGCUGAUAAAAAAGGAGACAAACCGAAGAUUCGUGUGUAA